AUGUCUACGUCUCUUAUUCGUACUAUCAAGAAUAUUUAUCUGUCAGGCUUGAGAAGGGCUGCAUGGCAAAUCCAAAAUCACAAUGAUACCAAAAGAGGCUGGUUUGUGGGUGAAGAUGAUUAUGGUAACAAAUAUUACGAAACCAAUGUUCCAGAAGAGAUUCACUUGAGAACCAGAUGGGUGGAAUAUGCAGAUUGGGGUAUUGAUAUAUCGAAGGUUGAACCAGGAUGGCAUUAUUGGUUGGGUUAUGGUAUCAACACUCCCCCAAACAAAUUGAAAGGGGAUCUAAAGGCUGUUAGGAGUUAUCCCGUUAAGAAACAUGACAUGAACAUGACUGGUACACCUGGGGCCUUCGUAACGUAUAAUACUUCGAAGCCUAAAUUUGAAGCCUGGGCUCCAAAGGUCAAAGAAAGAAUUGAAGUUUAA
Messenger RNA from Priceomyces carsonii, 426 nucleotides. RefSeq lists its product as uncharacterized. Lineage: Eukaryota; Fungi; Ascomycota; Pichiomycetes; Serinales; Debaryomycetaceae. The transcript has a single exon. Gene Ontology annotation, biological process: mitochondrial respiratory chain complex I assembly; response to oxidative stress. Bases 1 to 426 code for a protein of 141 amino acids. The record is from RefSeq and is a predicted model, not a curated record. Gene Ontology annotation, cellular component: membrane.